Messenger RNA from Leptopilina heterotoma, 469 nucleotides. RefSeq lists its product as uncharacterized. The coding region runs from base 31 to 366 and encodes 111 amino acids. The record is from RefSeq and is a predicted model, not a curated record. The transcript has 2 exons. Lineage: Eukaryota; Metazoa; Arthropoda; Insecta; Hymenoptera; Figitidae.
GUCCACUGCCGAACAUCAUUGAUGUCUUAGAUGUACUGGGAGAAGCGGGUCCACUGCCAAACAUCAUUGAUUUCUUUGAUGUGCUGGGAGAAGUGGUCCCGCUGCCAGACACGACUGGCAUCAUGGAUAUGUUCGGCAACCAAACAGCAAGAAAGAAUGGAUUCACAAAUUUCAAAGAAAGUACCCCAUGUGAGCAGGCCGGAAACGGGAAAUCUCACCAUCGGUCCCAAGACUGAUGCUCAAGUACGCGCGGAUUGUGGGGGCGCACAAUUUCUUGCAGUGCCACGGGUGAUCGUGGAAAGAUUGGAUCCACAGAACAUCGUGGAAAGAGGAUGUUCGUACAUAGCGCUAUCCACUCAGAAGUAGACGACGAGGCGAUAGAAGAGACUCGCGAGAUAUGCCCGCGGCUCAGAAAGGAGGAGGCGACUUGCCUUGACAAAAUGGAGUUGGAGGUCGCAAAGAUGAUAAA